Molecule: messenger RNA, 772 nt
Organism: Condylura cristata (star-nosed mole)
Lineage: Eukaryota; Metazoa; Chordata; Mammalia; Eulipotyphla; Talpidae
Gene: SIVA1
Product: SIVA1, apoptosis-inducing factor
Exons: 3
Coding region: 100-687 (195 amino acids)
Biological process (GO): extrinsic apoptotic signaling pathway
Molecular function (GO): CD27 receptor binding
Source: RefSeq, a predicted model, not a curated record
UAGCCUCUGCCCUGGGCACUGAGCGGCCAGUUCAGCUGGGAGGGCACAAGAUCGCCAUUUCCUCUCAGGUCCUGGGGUGCUCUUGAAGUGGUCAGUUGCAUGCUUGCGAGCGGCCGUCCCUGGACCGGAUCAGUGCUGUGCAGGGAGGCUGUGGGCCCGGGAUGCUGGGUGGGGCUGAGUCCAGAAUCUUCCUCCAUUCAGGAGACCGUGGCAGCUGAGCUGUCAUGGGGAGGGAGGAGGGCAAAGGGGCCCUCUUGCCAGGGAGUGGCCUGCACAGGGUGGCUGGUGGUGGGGCACGGACGUGGUGUCACGGGGUCACCUGUUGCAGAGGUAGAAACAGGUUUGUCUUCCCCAGAAAAGACCAGGCAGCUCCUCUUCCGCGGGGCCCGGGCCUGCGCACCCCACGCGUGGGAGGAGGACUGUGAUGUGGCGGGCCUGCCAGAGUCCCCGCCGCCCGGCCGCAUGGGCACCCCCCAGGUCUUGCGGGGGCAGCUGCUGAUUGGACCAGAUGGCCGACUGACGAGGAGCCGCGCCGAGACCGACCUGGCGGGCGUAGCACCGGGAGCCUGCUCUUCGUUGACGCGAGCUGCUGACAGCAAGGCGGCAUGCGGCCAGUGCGCCCUUGCGGACUGCAGCGCCAACCCGGAGAAGCCGCUGUGUGCCGGCUGCGCCGUGCUGGAGGGCUGAGCACCGGACACCGGCAGCCGAGGCCUGGGGCCUGUUUUACAUUUUGUAUUCGUGAUGGCUGUGAAUAAAUAAACUUUAUAUUUGA